AAUCAGCAUUAGCACUUUCCCUACAAGUUGUAUAAGAUCGUUUGGUUUUGUUGUAAUUAAUCAAUAUGGCUAGCUCUAUGUCCCUUAAGCUUGCAUGUUUGGUGGUGUUGUGCUUGGUUGUGGGUGCACCCCUGGCUCGAGCCAUAACUUGUGGUCAAGUCACAUCCACCCUCGGACCCUGCAUUCCUUACUUGAAGAGUCCAGGUGGUGCUGUUCCACCAGCUUGCUGCAGUGGGAUCAAAACCCUCAACGGAGCCGCCCAAACAACACCAGACCGCCAAGCAGCUUGCAACUGCAUCAAAAGUGCGGCUGCCAGCAUACCCGGCAUCAACGUGGGCCUUGCAGCUGGACUCCCAGGCAAGUGCGGCGUCAGCAUCCUUUACCAGAUCAGCCCCAGCACCGACUGCAAAAGCAUCAAGUGAAAGCUUGGCCAUGGAAAUUCGUCGGCUAAUGGAACGGAAAAUAAUGGAAUUUACA
Messenger RNA from Hibiscus syriacus, 477 nucleotides. RefSeq names its product non-specific lipid-transfer protein-like. Gene Ontology annotation, molecular function: lipid binding. The transcript is spliced from 2 exons. The record is from RefSeq and is a predicted model, not a curated record. Gene Ontology annotation, biological process: lipid transport. NCBI's taxonomy places the organism in Eukaryota, Viridiplantae, Streptophyta, Magnoliopsida, Malvales, Malvaceae. Gene Ontology annotation, cellular component: membrane. Bases 66 to 422 code for a protein of 118 amino acids.